Stegodyphus dumicola is the source of this 2121-nucleotide messenger RNA. RefSeq names its product THAP domain-containing protein 1-like. NCBI's taxonomy places the organism in Eukaryota, Metazoa, Arthropoda, Arachnida, Araneae, Eresidae. The record is from RefSeq and is a predicted model, not a curated record.
UACAGAUCACUAAAAUAAAUAAAAAUUUAGAUUCUUUUCUUAUGUUCUAACAUAUGUAAUUAUUACUUCAGUAGAUUCUAAUAUUUAUUUUAUAAUCAUACAUUAUUACUACUUAGGUAACAAUACAGACAUAUAUAAAUUUUCACUAUUUUUUACUGUCAUUACAUGCACAAGUGCUGUUUUUUAUUAACAAGAGAACUGAGCAAAGCAUAUCAAUACUUUUGUAUCAGCAAUAUGAGUAAGUUUUUGUUUAUUAAGACUUUGUUAUGUUCUCAUCAGAGUUUGUUAAGUUCUCACGAUGAAUUAAUUCGAAUAAUGGAAAUAAUUGACCGUAGCAAAGAGAUUUAUUCGUAUUGUGUCCACUCUCGUAUACAGCAAGGAAAAAAAAAAUAAAAUAAACAUGAAGAGCGGCUCUUAUCAGUUUCACAAGAUUUUCCACAUACAACCUUACCACAACUCCGCAUAAAACGUAAACAAAGUAUCCAGACUUCGUAAUCGAUUACAAAGUGCAAAGCUAUCAGCUAUUCGUCAUCGAUGGGGUAAGGAAAGUCUGGGCCAUCUGAAAAAGCGGCGACCGUAAACCAUAACAUUCACAAGUACUUUCUGGUAUACCAGUUUGUACAAAAUUUGCGUUUGGCGAAAGGAAAAUCAUGCCAGAAGUUCUUGGCGCAACGGUUCUCUAUGAUUGGGUGAAUUUCUUCAGUUCCCCCGGCGGGUUUUAACGUCGGUGAUGGUUUUAUCCGCCCGGAAAGCUUCACGACUGCACUUGGUGUAUCAUAGCAGAAGAGUAGCGCCAUCUUGCGGUUAGUAGGAAUUUCGCGAAGGCCGUCGAAAACGUAGAUUAGUUUGUGGCAGGCCUUGAGCGUGAUUUUUUGUUUGUUAUGAUGAGUCUUGCUGAAGUGUGAAUUGUUUGACAUUUCUUGCCUUCUCUUACACAAUUAAGUUAUUUUUUGACUGUUAGUAUGGUUAAUUCUUGCAGUGCAUACGGAUGCAAAAAUCGUAAUACUAAGGGAAGCCAUUUAACUUUUCACAGAUUUCCAUUGAAUAAUACACAUCUUCUAAAGCUGUGGUUAUACCAAAUAAAACGUGGUACCUGGGAACCAUCAAAAUACAGUGUUAUUUGUUCAGAACAUUUUACUGAAGAUUCUUUUGUUGUCAAAGGAGUUCAGAAAUGCAGGAGAACAUUAAAAAGUGAUGCAUAUCCGACAAUAUUUUCAUUUGCAAAUUAUGGUGAGCAGAUUAAAAGAAAAGGAAAAGGAAAAACGUCUGAAGAUGUAAAUAUGACUGAAAGUGAAGGGAAUUCAGCUAAUAAGGCUCAUUUGGAAGAGCAGGAAACAGCAUCUUCAAAAUAAUGCUGUAUGAAGCACAAUGCAGUUAUAGUGUGAUUUCUUAAAAUCAUUCAUUAUUUUUCUUUAAUUAGAUGUUUAUUUUAAUUUCAUUAAAAACAAAAUUGAAAGUUUCAUAUUUCUAGAAAUAAAUUUAAAGUGCAUUUAAGAAAGAAAUACUUGUUUUAAUUGUUUCAGCUAAGAGUAUAAUAUUUUGUUCACUUGACUAUUUUAAAAUCAGUUUAUGUUACAAGAAAAUUGUAUGAUGUUAAUGAAUGAGUUUAAGUAGCUUUAAAAUUACAUUAGAUCAAUUAAAAAUGUUUAUGAUUUCAGAAUUGUAACAAAGUGUUUAACAAAGUUGCAAGACUUAAAAAUUAACUUCUUUCAUGAUAAGUAUGCUUAUAAUCAAAUUAAUCAUUGCUAAAAUUAGAAGUUUUAAUUAAGAUUGCUAUUAGAGUAAAUGAUUUUAUUUAUUUGCAGUAUGCUGUAUUUAUUUUUAAAUGUUUUGCAUAGAUGUUAAUAAAACUUAUUCAUUAGAAAUAGGUGGUAAAAGUAUAUUUUAGGGUACCCCUUGGCGAUUUUUGGCGGUAUAUGGAUACCAAGUUUGUGCAAUUCUUUGACUUAUUAUUUUGGCUUGCAUAACAGUAAUUUUUCCGUCAAAAAUUGCUGCUACACAAAGAAUUGCACAAACUCGGUAUCCAUAUAACCAUCGAUCUAUUUUCACUUUAAAAAAAAAACCCCAAAUUGCACAAAAAUGGCAUUGCACACUCCCUUGACUUUAUCCAUGUACAUGUCG